Messenger RNA from Phaethon lepturus (White-tailed tropicbird), 149 nucleotides. Its product is annotated as protein S100-A4-like. Gene Ontology annotation, molecular function: calcium ion binding. The record is from RefSeq and is a predicted model, not a curated record. The transcript has a single exon. Lineage: Eukaryota; Metazoa; Chordata; Aves; Phaethontiformes; Phaethontidae. The annotation marks the transcript as partial.
AGGCAAACCAGCGAGGCCAGCUUACAGCAGCUCAUGUGCCACCUGGACAGCAACAGCGACAGCGAGGUGGAUUUCCAAGAGUACGUGACCUUCCUGGCCUGCAUGGCCAUGAUGUGCAACGACUUCUUCCAGGAUUGCCCUGACAAGAU